AUAUAUAUAUAGAGCUGUGGCUGUAGCAGUUACUGCGAGGGCCCAUCGAGAGGGAGAGAGAAGGCAGAGAAACGACGUGGUGAUUGGUUGUCGAUGGCAACCUUCGCCUCCUUUCUUUCCUGUUCUUCUCCUCCCCCGCCUCUCCCUUCAUUAGGACGUUCGUUGCGUCCUCGUGUUUUGCCUUCGUUGUCCUUUUCUGUUGUUGAGCCCACAAGAAUUUCUGGUAAAUUCCGAACUCUGGGAAUCCGGGUUUUUGCUUCUUCAGCUUCUUCUUCUGUUUGGGAUUUUAGUGCCGGUGACGACAAUUCGCGGUCGAAGAAAUCAGUCCUCUUUAAUUUAGUACGAGAUAUAGAGCCCCUGGAUGUGAGCCUUCUUCAGAAAGAUGUUCCGCCUACAACUAUAGAUGCCAUGAAGAGGACCAUAUCUGGCAUGUUGGGUCUGCUGCCUUCGGAUCAAUUUCAAGUUAUGAUUGAAGCUUUAUGGGAACCACUCUCCAAGCUGUUGGUUUCUUCCAUGAUGACAGGGUACACACUGCGAAAUGCUGAAUAUAGGCUUAGUCUAGAGAGAAAUCUUGAGAUAUAUGAAGGAAAUAAUGAUAAAUCAAAAGUCGAAGAUUCUAAACUUGGAGCUGAAGGGACACAUCUGGAGGACGAAAGAAUUAGCAGAAACUUCAGCCAAGAAAGCUCGCCAACUUAUGAUGAAACAGAAGUAACAUACAACAUUCCCGAUUUUGGUGAAAUGACCCCUGAAGCUCGAAAGUACAUUUUGAAGUUGCAUUCUCGUUUAUCUUCAGUAAAAAAGGAGCUCCAUGAAGUUAAGAGGAAAAGUGCAGCUCUUCAGAUGCAACAGUUUGUUGGGGAAGAAAAGAAUGAUUUAUUGGAUUACUUGAGAUCUUUGCAACCAGAAAAGGUAGCCGAGCUAUCAGAACCAACAUCACCUGAAUUAAAAGAUACAAUCCAUUCAGUAGUACAUGGUCUCUUGGCUACGCUUUCUCCUAAGAUGCACUCGAAAGGUCCUGAUCUUGGCGACAACAGUGCUAUAGGAACUGUAGAUGUUGAAACUGAAGGAGAUUGUGUUGAUCUUGUCGAGAACACCUCUCUUCAAUUCCAGCCCCUUAUUUCAUUGACACGUGAUUAUCUGGCUCGCCUACUAUUUUGGUGCAUGCUGCUGGGACACUUUCUUAGAGGCCUGGAGUACCGGUUGGAGCUUAUGGAGCUUCUGUCAUUGCCCUAUGUUGCAGAGAUCGAUUCUUCCAGUGGCGAACAAGUUGUUUAGAAGCAAACUAUGUUUACUUGAUUUCAUGUGUACAUAGAUACAAGUUAUCUUCUGUAUAAAAAAACCAUUUGUGUUUGACAGCACUGAAGUGAAACAAACUACCUAGUUUACUCGGGUAGAACCUCAUUGUAUUGCCAGUUCCUUUCUUUUUGUGCAA
Molecule: messenger RNA, 1432 nt
Organism: Sesamum indicum (sesame)
Lineage: Eukaryota; Viridiplantae; Streptophyta; Magnoliopsida; Lamiales; Pedaliaceae
Product: MAR-binding filament-like protein
Source: RefSeq, a predicted model, not a curated record